AUGAUAUCCCUCUUUUCCUCCUACAACACUGUUUGGUAUUUCGGUAUGAUCAGGCAACGCCUUGGUGGUGAUUGUGUAUCACUGUCGAAACGAGCCAAAACUGACUCAGAAGAAUUCGACACAAUCCAUUUGGCGGCGGAAUUCGACAGUCUACAGCUGCUUGAAGAAACCUUCAUCAAGACGGGUAAUUUGCUGCACUUUUUAUCAAGGCUCUUGUGCAACGGUGCUGAAACAUUCAUGAAACGGUUUCCAAGAGAAAAGAUCGAUUCUUCACGGAAAAUAUGGGACUGGCGGCCUCAAGUCUCCAGUUUUGCAUUGGAAGCUGGUGUCCCCGUUGAAAGCGAAGGCUA
Molecule: messenger RNA, 350 nt
Organism: Acaulospora colombiana
Lineage: Eukaryota; Fungi; Glomeromycota; Glomeromycetes; Diversisporales; Acaulosporaceae
Source: the annotation of a GenBank genome assembly